UUUGGGUCCCCCAAAAGGGUUGGGGUUUGUUGAUGGUAGGGUCAAGGAUUAGACAGGACUGCAGAAUCUCGAGGCUAGUGAAAGGGGUUUCGACGUGGAUUUUUGGGGUGUGACCUGCAGGUCGUCUGGGGUCCCUAGGCAAGGUCUAUCCCUGAGGCCACGGCACGCGGCGAAGCAGAGGAAGGGCGGCGGCUGGUGGAGAGGUCGUAGGAGUCGAACCGGCGGCGUUGCGGGUGGGAUUCCGCGCGCGCUCUAGGGGCACAUUGGUGCGGACGAACCUUCAUCUGCUCCGAGCGCGCUGGGCUCUUGCAGAGGGAGGAGAGCGGCGGUGCGGUUGCGGCAGAGCGUGCCCGAUGGUUUAAGUGGGCUGAGUGUGCCGGGGCCGGGGUCUUUUAAGAAGGAAAGGGGUAAGCAGAGAAGGGAAUGUGUCUUAGGACUGCCUGGAUCCCUGAGCCGGUCCCCUGGCACCCGCAGGCCUGCGUCACUAUGGGCUCCACCGCUGCCCCCGAGGGCGCGCUGGGCUACGUCCGCGAGUUCACUCGCCACUCCUCCGACGUGCUUGGCAAUCUGAACGAGCUGCGCCUGCGCGGGAUCCUCACUGACGUCACGCUGCUGGUUGGCGGGCAACCCCUUCGCGCGCACAAGGCGGUUCUCAUCGCCUGCAGUGGCUUCUUCUAUUCAAUUUUUCGGGGUCGAGCAGGAGUGGGGGUGGACGUGCUCUCCCUGCCCGGGGGGCCCGAAGCUAGAGGCUUUGCUCCGCUUCUGGACUUCAUGUACACUUCGCGCCUGCGCCUCUCUCCCGCCACGGCGCCGGCCGUCCUUGCAGCUGCCACCUACUUGCAGAUGGAACAUGUAGUUCAGGCAUGCCACCGCUUCAUCCAGGCCAGCUAUGAACCUCUAGGCAUCUCCUUGCGACCCCUGGAGGCGGAACCCCCCACACCACCAAUGGCUCCUCCACCAGAUAGUCCUAGGCGCUCCGAAGGGCACCCAGACCCACCUACUGAAUCCCGAAGCUGCAAUCAAGGUCUCCCAAGUCCGGCCAGCCCAGACCCAAAGGCUUGCAACUGGAAAAAGUAUAAGUUCAUCGUACUAAACUCUCAGGCCUCCCAAGCGGGGAGCAUAAUGGGGGAGAGGAAUUCUGGUCAACCUUGCCCUCAAGCCAGGCUCCCCAGUGGAGACGAGGCCUCCAGCAACAGCAGCAGCAGCGAAGAAGGACCUAUUCCUGGUUCCCAAAGCAGGCUCUCUCCAUCUGCUGCCAGUGGACAAUUCAAGUGUAGAACUCCAGCCAGUAGCCACUGUCUCCUCACACCCCGUGCUCAGGAGACUGGAUCACCCUCUGAGCGGGCUCGCCCACCACCAGGAAGUGAGUUUUUCAGCUGCCAGAACUGUGAAGCUGUGGCUGGGUGUUCAUCGGGGCUGGACCCCUUUGCUCCUGGGGAGGAGGACAAGCCUUAUAAGUGUCAGCUCUGUCGGUCUGCCUUCCGAUACAAGGGCAACCUGGCCAGCCACCGCACUGUGCACACAGGGGAAAAGCCCUACCAUUGCUCCAUCUGCGGAGCCCGAUUUAACCGGCCAGCUAACCUGAAAACGCACAGCCGCAUCCAUUCUGGAGAAAAACCUUACAAAUGUGAGACUUGUGGUUCCCGUUUUGUACAGGUGGCACAUCUGCGUGCACAUGUGCUGAUCCACACUGGAGAGAAGCCCUAUCCUUGUUCCACCUGUGGAACCCGCUUCCGCCACUUACAAACCCUCAAGAGCCAUGUUCGAAUCCACACGGGAGAGAAGCCUUACCACUGCGACCCCUGUGGCCUGCAUUUCCGGCAUAAGAGUCAACUUCGGCUGCAUCUACGCCAGAAACACGGAGCUGCUACCAACACCAAGGUCCACUACCAUAUCCUGGGCGCAACCUAGCUGAGCACUGGCCCAGGCCCCACUUGUUCCCUGGAGGAUGGGAAAGCUGUAGCUCUGGCCUGGCUUCCCUGUCAGUCUUGGUAUGGAGCUGUGCAAGGCAACUCUGAUGUCAGAAACUGCUGCCACCUUAAUUUCUUGCUGGGGAGAGCAGGGGUGGCGGAUCCUGGCUUGAUCUGCCUCUGUUUUGCUGGUCAAAACCUCUUUCCCACAGUCCAGAUUGUCUAGCUAGAGGUUGGAGGACGGGAGAGAAUGGAGGCCUUGUUUCCUUAAGGAAACAGCUCUCUACCUACAGCCCCCCAUCUCAUAUGAUUUAUCUGUAAAUAUAAUUUAUUGAGACCUUCGGGUGGCGCCAGGGCCUUCACUGUGUUGCAUUUCCCACUUCCCUCUUCUACAAGUGUGAUCUAAAGUGACCUAAAACAGGGAAGGUGAGGUCACAGCUCUGCUGGCAGAGAUUAUUAUUAGCACUUGGCUCUCUCCUUUGGCUUGAAUGUUUUUAUAUUGUAUUGUCAUAACUUUUAUCUUUAAAAUUGUUCCUUGCUUGUUCAUUUGUUGGUUUAAGUGGAGAAAGGGGUUCUCUGUGUUCUGCCCCUCCAAUUCUAGGUCUGGAACCUUUAUUUGUUCCUGGGCAAGCCCUGGGAACUUGUGGAAUUGGGGCAGGAACCCUCUCUGGUAUUCUCUAGCAGGCUAGAACUGAAUAUAGAGUAGUAAUGGGGAACCUUUUAGAGCUUUCAGUGAUACAAACAGCCCACUGCGGCAUGCGUGCUUAGGCUCACCACCACCAGCAUAGACUCUUCUUUAUUCUUCAAGGGCUAUAGGAACCUUUAUUGUGAGCCUGAAUUUGAGGUAAUAAAUGGCUCCUGCAGGAUGGGGGUAUGAGCACUGGAUUCUGUAUUUCUUGUUUUGUUUUCUUUUUCAAAGACACAGUCUUGCUCUGUAGUUCAGGCUGGUCUUGCACUCAUUAUGUGGCCCAGACUGACCUUGAACUCAGGAUCCUCCUGCUUCAGCCUCCCAAAGUGGAAGCUGGUAGUCUUUCCUCCAAGAUGUUUCAAACUGUAAACUGUCCCAUUAACCUGGUCACCUGGGUUUGACUGCACUAUAUUCAUCUAUCACCUAAGUGUUUGAGUUGAGCCCAUAACCCUUGCUCUGGGGCCUAUUCUUCACACUGAGCUGAUCCCUCCAGGGAGAGAUCUGAAAUUCCUUAUCAGAGAUGAUGUGACAUUUUCCAGUUCCACCCAGUGUGUAAGAAUAGUGUGACCUAGGGGAGAAUUAUGAAACUCUGUAUUUUGACUAAAGAGUCAUGACCAAUCCAUUAGUCCAGAGGCAUCUGGGUUUGAAUUCCUUGGUGUUUUCUCUGCCUGUGAUAAGCCUUUUCUUCCUGGUUUUUGGACAUCUUCCAGCAAGUGUCCAGAUUCCAGAAACAACUUCAUUGCCUCUAGAAAUCACAGGUGCUUGGUAACUUUUUUUCCUUAGAAAAGCUGGGUCUGUGACGCAGUCUUUCUAUCACUGCAUUCCUGUCUGGAACCAGUGAAUGCACUAGAACCUUCCACCAGGAGAAAAAAAGGGCUGAGUUCCAUUCUGGGUUUGUUGAAGUUUUAGAUUAUGAUUUGGGUUAUUGUUGGGAUUACAGAUUUAGGAGACUUAAAGACUGGUUGACUCAUGGACCAGAGAUCUCUUCUAGUUGACCGAGGUGCCAGGUAGGAUUAAGAGGUUGGUUGAGGGCUACAGUUUCUGGUAUAGACCAAGUAAGUUGAAAUUUAAGAAUGGUGUUGCCUCUUGGCUGAAACAGAGUGUCUGGAAUGUUAGGUAGGACUUUAAAGCCUUGAUAGUUCUGAUCCUUGUCCUGAGACCUAUUUGAUUAUAGGAUAUGGGUGAAGGGUAGGAAGCAAUUUUGAAUUUGUGGAGUGGAACUCCUCAAAAUAAGUCAGUACUAGUGGAUGUCACUUGGGGACUGGUGAGAAAGCUACUCUUUUUUGCAUUUUAAUCUCCAUCACCCCAUUGCAAAAUUGAAGAAGAAAGAAGGGAAAGCAGAAGAGAAAUGUGAGAAGGAACCAUGAUUUCUAUUUAGCAGACUGGAUAGGCAGGUGAAGAGUGCCUGGGGUUGGAAGUGUUAGAUCUUGGAAUAAAGAAGACUUUCUGUGCUA
Chinchilla lanigera (long-tailed chinchilla) is the source of this 4052-nucleotide messenger RNA. RefSeq names its product B-cell CLL/lymphoma 6, member B (gene Bcl6b). Gene Ontology annotation, biological process: regulation of transcription by RNA polymerase II. The transcript is spliced from 8 exons. The record is from RefSeq and is a predicted model, not a curated record. Gene Ontology annotation, molecular function: RNA polymerase II cis-regulatory region sequence-specific DNA binding; DNA-binding transcription factor activity, RNA polymerase II-specific; protein binding. NCBI's taxonomy places the organism in Eukaryota, Metazoa, Chordata, Mammalia, Rodentia, Chinchillidae. Bases 424 to 1911 code for a protein of 495 amino acids.